AUGGCUGGUGACCCCUCGAAACGUAAUCAAAAUCUGUAUUACGCAUACCACCAAGAGCCAGGUCACACCACCGAUGAUUACAGGAAUCUAAAAAACCAUUUGGACCGGCUUGUCCGAGAAGGGAAGUUGAGGCAUCUGUUACAUCGCCCUGAGGGAUGGCAGGAACAGUCAAAUAUCAAAACCAGACAAAGUACAUUGAGGCCACCCAUUGACACAAUAAAUAUCAUACUUGCCGCACCUGGAAGAACCGGUUCCAACCCUUUCAGAGUAAUGUCAGUGGGCAGGUUCCCGGCUGAACCGGACGACAGGGAAUCCAAGAAAGCUAGAGUAAUUGUCAUGCCCUUAAUCAGGUUCUCGGAUGAGGACAAACAAGGAACUCUUCAACCCCACGAUGAUGCCCUAGUCGUCACGCUCAGAAUUGGAGGUUAUGACGUGAAAAAAGUGCUGGUUGAUCAAGGCAGCGCCGUGGAAGUAAUGUAUCCUGACUUGUAUAAAGGAUUGAACCUGAAACCAGAGGACCUGUCGGCAUACAACUCCCAUUUGGUCAGUUUUGAAGGAAAAAUCGUCACCCCGAAAGGCAUGAUUAGGCUGCCUAUACAAACAAAUUCAGACGUGAUGGAGGUAGACUUCAUUGUAGUAGAUGCUUACUCCCCCUACAUGGCCAUCGUAGCCCGACCGUGGCUUCAUGCACUAAGAGCUGUGUCAUCAACUUUACACCAAAAAGUGAAGUAUCCGUCAGGAGGUCGAGUGAAAGAAGUAGUUGGGAACCAAGGGAUGGCCAGGCAAUGCAUGGUGUCGGCAAUCUCACGACAACCAAAUAGUGAACCCCCCACCUCAGCCGAGAACAGCUUAUAG
Messenger RNA from Quercus robur (English oak), 855 nucleotides. RefSeq lists its product as uncharacterized. The transcript has a single exon. Bases 1 to 855 code for a protein of 284 amino acids. The record is from RefSeq and is a predicted model, not a curated record. NCBI's taxonomy places the organism in Eukaryota, Viridiplantae, Streptophyta, Magnoliopsida, Fagales, Fagaceae.